Messenger RNA from Mugil cephalus (flathead mullet), 1189 nucleotides. RefSeq names its product gamma-glutamylcyclotransferase a (gene ggcta). The transcript is spliced from 4 exons. Gene Ontology annotation, molecular function: gamma-glutamylcyclotransferase activity. Lineage: Eukaryota; Metazoa; Chordata; Actinopteri; Mugiliformes; Mugilidae. The record is from RefSeq and is a predicted model, not a curated record. Bases 238 to 759 code for a protein of 173 amino acids.
CAAAUAAAUAAAUGAUUAAAUCCAGAGUUUGAAAAAUGCUUAUAUCAGAAGUGUGUAUAAAUAGUAUUUACAUUGAAUAUGAUAACAUAAUAGUUAUAGAAUAUAUUUAUUAAGAAUUUAAAUCAAAUAACAAAACCUGUGGUACCUCCGCCGUUGGUACGCUGACAUCCCCAUAGCGUGUGUAGGCACUCCGCCUCAUCACGCCGGUAGGAAUACACAAAGAACAGUCAAGAAAAAAUGUCUGGAGCUGCCACUGGUCGCUUCAUGUAUUUCGCCUUUGGCAGCAAUUUGCUGAAGGAAAGACUGCAGCUGGCCAACCCCUCUGCGAUCUUCUGCACCACAGGACGACUCAAGGACUAUGUGCUGAACUUUGGCCUGUGGGAGAAGCAUGUGGACAAUGCGUGGCACGGUGGAGUGGCCACCAUCGAGUCGUGUCCGGGUGCAGAAGUCUGGGGGGUGAUCUGGACUUUGAGCAACGAAAACCUCCUGAGCCUGGACGAACAGGAAGGAGUGGGAGACGGCGUGUACUCCCCCCUGGAGGUGCCAGUGGAGACGGAUAAAGGACUGAUGCUCUGCAGGACGUAUCAGAUGAACAACUUCCACGCCUGUCCUCCCUCUCCUCAGUACAAACAGGUGGUGUGUCUGGGCGCAGAGCAGAACGGACUCCCGGCAGAGUACCAGAAGAGGCUGGAGGCCGUCGAGACCAAUAACUACAGCGGCCCCUCAAUCCUCGAUAAAAUCAGAACAGCAAACAAGUAGAAUUCGAUGUCAGGUCCUGGAGCUGGGAAAUGGCAGUUUUCAAAAAAAAAAACAUUUCUGGGCGCAUGAAGAAGAGGAUAAAAAGACAGAUCGGCUGAUGAAUGGACGCUGAUGCUGUUUUUGUCUGGUUACGAAGAGGAAUGAUGAGCAAAAUCUGAUAUAUUGAUCAUGACACGUAAAAGUAAAUAUAAUUUGUAAUAGUGAUCAAAUACUGAGAGAUGUGGGAAAAACUUGUAAACGGACUUCGAGGCUACUUGUGUCAGCACUUACAGUCGGCUAUGAGACAGAAUUGGCACCACUGUGUGGCCGCAACUCAACAAUGCAUACCUUUAAUGAUGAGAUGUCUGGCUGGGUCCAACGCGUUCUGGAUUAUUUUAAGAACAUUAAUAUAUUUAAUUUAAGACCAAAUAAAACUUGUAUGUGCCAGGUA